AUGCAGGAGCAGCGAUGGUGGGAAAAAAAGGGCCGCACCGUCCCCGCACCAUCCUGCGCAACCUCCAGCUUCUCCCACAUCGCCCACAGACGCGCUUCUGACAAACCCAAUCCCAAGAUGGCGGACCAGGACAUUGAGCACUACCUCAAGCAGACGCACGACCGCGUCUUCGAGAACAACCGGCGCUGGGCCGAGGAGAAGAAGAAGCAGGACCCCAACUUCUUCGUCAGCCUGUCGGAGGGCCAGUCGCCCGAGUACCUCUGGAUCGGCUGCAGCGACUCGCGCAUCCCCGCCGAGCAGAUCACGGGCCUCGAGCCCGGCGAGGCCUUCAUCCACCGCAACAUCGCCAACAUGGUCAAUAACAUCGACCUCAACGUCAUGAGCGUCAUUAACUAUGCCGUCCGCCACCUGAAGGUCAAGCACAUCGUCGUCUGCGGCCACUACGGCUGCGGCGGCGUCAAGGCCGCCAUGACCCCCAAGGACCUCGGCCUGCUGAACCCGUGGCUGCGCAACAUCCGCGACGUCUACCGCCUGCACGAGGCCGAGCUCGACGCCAUCGCCGACGAGGACGCCCGAUACGACCGCCUCGUCGAGCUCAACGUCGUCGAGCAGUGCCGCAACGUCAUCAAGACGGCCGCCAUCCAGCAGUCGUACGCCAAGAACAAGUUCCCCAUUGUCCACGGCUGGGUCUUUGGCUUCAACGACGGUCUUCUCAAGGACCUGAAGAUCGACCACAAGUCCAUGCUGCACGACAUCCAGAAGCUCUACCACCUCCCGGGCGCCGACUUCUGA
This is a messenger RNA of Colletotrichum higginsianum IMI 349063, 792 nucleotides long. RefSeq names its product Carbonic anhydrase. Bases 1 to 792 code for a protein of 263 amino acids. NCBI's taxonomy places the organism in Eukaryota, Fungi, Ascomycota, Sordariomycetes, Glomerellales, Glomerellaceae. The transcript is spliced from 2 exons. The record is from RefSeq and is a predicted model, not a curated record. Gene Ontology annotation, molecular function: zinc ion binding; carbonate dehydratase activity. Gene Ontology annotation, cellular component: cytoplasm. Gene Ontology annotation, biological process: cellular response to carbon dioxide; cellular response to oxidative stress; carbon utilization.